This is a messenger RNA of Huiozyma naganishii CBS 8797, 1947 nucleotides long. RefSeq names its product Trs85p (gene TRS85). Gene Ontology annotation, biological process: protein localization to phagophore assembly site; endoplasmic reticulum to Golgi vesicle-mediated transport. Gene Ontology annotation, cellular component: TRAPPIII protein complex; cytoplasmic vesicle; phagophore assembly site. The record is from RefSeq and is a predicted model, not a curated record. The coding region runs from base 1 to 1947 and encodes 648 amino acids. The transcript has a single exon. NCBI's taxonomy places the organism in Eukaryota, Fungi, Ascomycota, Saccharomycetes, Saccharomycetales, Saccharomycetaceae.
AUGGCGUUUUCUUAUGAGCACUACAUGAAUCUGCUGUCCCAUUUGGAGUGCGCUUCGGAGACCGUACCGCCAGAUAUCGCAAGACGAAUAGUGUCGCAUGCAGUGGCACCAGUGAUCACAGUCACUUCGAGUCUGGCACUCGAUGAUCACAUCAUGGAGAGCUACAAAGUGCAGUCUGCGUACCUCUUGUUCAGACUCUUUGGAGGGUGUAUCUCCGACAGAGACCAGUUGAUGGAACAUUACACACUGGAUGACAGCUCGACCGGCGGACGCACUAGGAAGAGAUCAAACAGUUUGUUCCAGAGAGACGCAACACAGUCCCAGUUUAUAAGGUUUGCUCAACCGUUGCCAGAUCUGCUGCGGUCGUACACGGAACAGCAGGGACUCUUUGAUAACGAUUCUCUGGAGUGGUACCUGACACAUUACCUCUCUUGGAUCCAAAAAUUGACCGCUACUGAUCCGGAGAAGGUUGAGCAGUUACCCGAUGAACUGACACCGUCAUCACCACCACAACGGGGGAAGCCUCUCCCGCAUAAACUACUACGCAAUGCUGUAUACCAUAACUUCUUCGCUCUGGCUGUAUCCUCAACAACUAGAAUAUCACCCUUUGAGACAUUCAACGUCCCAGUGAUGAAUCUGAUUGCGAUUGACGUAUCUAGGGGGCAAGACUACGAAGUGGUACGAGACCUGGUGACAACUUUCAAAAAUUUGAACAAGUUCUUAGAGGAUUUCCCAGUCUUCAUCAAUGUUAACGAUAUCUUGCCCAUGAUAGUGCUGUGCUACGAUGCAGCAGACGAAACCCAGCUGGCCACAUGUGAACAAUUACAACGCAAGAUCAAGAAAUGUUUAUUUGUAGAUAGUAUCCCGUUGGCACUAUGGGACGAGGAUCCAGAAUCACCACUUGUGCCACUGCAUGAACCGAUCAUGUCCUCACUGGACGAAAUUGUGAAAUUCUACAGUUCAAACAGCAGUGCGGGAGGAGACGAAGUUGGUACAGAUGGUCACUCAAGGGCGGCGCUGCCGUUAAACAUCAUAACGCACAUGUACCAAGCACUCGACGUUCUAGUAGAUGAAAUGCUCAUACCUUUCAUGCACAGGAAGACGAAAUACUGGGAGGAAAACAUUCUUCAACCACGGAAAUCCAUCUUCCAUGGAUCAAACAACUUCUUCAAAAAAUUCAUAGGUAAAACAACAACACAGAGAGAUCCCUCAGAUACACAAUUCUUCCCAGCGUCUUCCACAGAAUGCCUGCUACGUAAACUAGCAGAUUGGUCCCUAAUGCUCUCGGAUUUCAAGACUGCGUACCUGACUUACGACUCACUCUCUAACGACCUACAAAACUCACCAAAUUACCUUGCAUCGUGCCUCGAAUGGUGUGCAGUAUCACUGCUCCUCGGGGCACAAAACAUAGUCACCGUGAAAAUGAUCAAGACAGAGAUAACUCCACUGAUAGAAAGGGCAGUCGCCACGUACAGGCAACAGGGCCGCAGCUCGUACGAGACACGGUGCAUGAUUCUCUCCGCAGAAUUGUUCUUGGCCUUGAGAGACACUUGGACAUCAACUCCAUACGCAAUACGGUACCUAGAGACCAUCCUCAGGGACUGUCCGCAACUGGGGGCUUGCUCCCAGGUCAUGAUAUGGGAGAGGCUCAGCGAUUGCUACCAAUCCCGCACAGACCCAAGGGUUGCAUCAGCUCUCAGUACAAACACAUCGCCUGGAUCUGCCCAGCCGGGAAACGAGAUCCUCGCACAGGGGUUCACCAGGAAGAGGAAGGCGGCAUUUUUCCGGCUAAUAGCAGCAAAGAAAUGGGCAGAACAAGGCCAAUGGCGCCAGGUUCAAUGGUGUCUGCAUGACAUCAAGGAUAUAUACACUGCUUCAGCACUGUACGAUAAAAAGGGACUUCUAAUUGAUAGACUAAAUACAGAAGUUCAAAGUUUCUCUAUGUAA